Molecule: messenger RNA, 1068 nt
Organism: Exophiala viscosa
Lineage: Eukaryota; Fungi; Ascomycota; Eurotiomycetes; Chaetothyriales; Herpotrichiellaceae
Product: porphobilinogen deaminase
Exons: 2
Coding region: 1-1068 (355 amino acids)
Biological process (GO): heme biosynthetic process
Cellular component (GO): cytoplasm
Molecular function (GO): hydroxymethylbilane synthase activity
Source: RefSeq, a predicted model, not a curated record
AUGAGUACCCUCGCCGUUGUCUCGGGGCAGAAUGCGUCGGCAACUGUGGCCGAGAACGACUCGAAGGCAGUGUUCAACGUUGGCACCAGAAAAUCAAAAUUGGCUCUGAUACAAACGGAUAUGGUUGUAAAGGCGCUGGCAGCGGCAUGUCCCAGCAAUGUGUACGCUAUCAAGGCACGAGACACCGCGGCAGGGGAUAUCGACAAGGUAACGCCUUUCAAAGACAUGCCUGUGAAGAAUUUGUGGACGCACGAACUCGAAACCCUGAUGGGGGAGGGGUCAUUGGAUUUCCUGGUGCAUUCGCUGAAAGAUGUACCCACGCAGCUACCGUCUGGUUGUGAGAUUGGUGCUGUCUUGGAGCGAGAAGAGCCCAGGGAUGCUUUAGUUAUCAAGGCUGGGAGAAAACCGUGCAGGAUUGAGGAUCUACCUAAAGGUGCCGUUAUUGGUACUUCUUCGAUACGGCGGACUGCUCAGGUUGCCCUCAAGUAUCCUCAUCUACGAGUGCAGGACGUCAGAGGAAACGUCGGCACACGGUUAUCGAAACUGGACGCCGAAUUUGGACCUUUUGAUGCUUUGAUCCUUGCCGCUGCUGGACUGAUUCGCCUUGAUCUGGGCGAUAGGAUCAACCAGUAUCUCGACUCCAAGAGUGGUGGCAUGUUAUGGGCGGUAGGACAAGGCACAAUCGGGAUAGAGAACAGAUCCCCUGAUGAACGAGUUCAAAGCACGCUCAAUUUGAUUGAUCACCACGAAACACACCUUGCCAUAGCAACGGAACGUAGUCUCUUGAGGACCCUUGAAGGCGGUUGCAGUGCUCCUCUGGGCGUCGAAACCACCUGGGUCGAGAAAGACGACGGACAGAAAGCACUUAACCUGAAGUCUAUCGUGGUCAGUACAGAUGGAAAGGAAAAAAGUGAAAUCGACAUGACCGAAAUCGUGAAGAGCAAGCAGGAUGCCGAACUUUUCGGAAUCAAUGCAGCAUCGGAACUAUUGAGUAGGGGUGCUGACAAGAUUCUGGCAGAGAUCAAGGCCAAGAAGCCGACAACUGUUACAGACCUCGAGGAGAAAUGA